This is a messenger RNA of Plasmodium gonderi, 1443 nucleotides long. RefSeq names its product CorA-like Mg2+ transporter protein. NCBI's taxonomy places the organism in Eukaryota, Apicomplexa, Aconoidasida, Haemosporida, Plasmodiidae. The record is from RefSeq and is a predicted model, not a curated record. Gene Ontology annotation, cellular component: membrane. Gene Ontology annotation, biological process: magnesium ion transport; transmembrane transport. The transcript has 2 exons. The coding region runs from base 1 to 1443 and encodes 480 amino acids. Gene Ontology annotation, molecular function: magnesium ion transmembrane transporter activity.
AUGUCUUAUGAAUCGUUUGCGCUAAAGGACAACGGGGUAUGUUUGAAGCCAAAUUACGAUUUUGAUGAAUUGGAUUUCAAUGAUGAAGAUGAUAUUGUGAACAUUACAAGCUUCGAGAACAACCCAUACGAGAACAAUUUAAAAAGCAAAAUACUUAACCGAUACAAGAAGAAGGAUGACUUAGAGACUAUUUCAAGAAAAGAUAACUCCAUAAGCAGUUCUACAUUUAUAAAUAGAGACAGAUUUUCAUUGGAUGAUGACAACACGGAAUUGAAAGCUAGAAUUAGAAAUUCUUUAUGCAACAAUAAUAAUAAUCACAAUAACUAUAAUAACACCUAUAACCAUAACUUAAAUUUAGACGCAACAAAGAGAGAAUCGAAUUUAAAAUUAGAGGGGAUACUUCACGAAAAUGAUUAUUUAAUUCAAUUAAGUAAAUUAAAAAGACAUGUAAUAAUAGAAAUAUUUGGAGGGAAAUGUUUCAUACGAGAAUAUUUAUGUACAGAAUUUUUGAAAAGAGUGAAACAGUGUUGUCAUAUAAAACAGAAAAGUGGUUUAAUAAAUUACAGAGAUUGUAAACAAUUAUUAGCAGAAAAUAACAAUAUAGCAAGUAUAGAAGCUCGUUUAAAUGCUAUAUUAGUAUCCUUACCCCCUUUAACAUGUAUAAUUUUACACUCAAGUGUAUUUUUAGUUAUUAAAGAAGAUUUAAUUCGAGAUGAUUUAAUUAAAAAAUUAUGUACUGUUUCUAAAAAAUAUACCAAUUUAUACAAGGCUGAUUCUAAAAUAAUGGAAAAAAGGCCUUUUGAAUUUUGUGCCUUAGAAUGCGUUUUUUCUAGUGCUAUUGAGCAUUUAAAUGCAGAACUGAAAUUAUUAAGUAAAGAUUAUGCGGACAUUAAAUUUACGUUAAAGGUUACUAAUUAUCAAGAUGUUUUAACAAAUUUACAUAACUUAAAAGAACCAACGAAUAUUUUAAUAAAUAAAGUGAAUUCAUUUAUUAAGGCUUUUCAUGAAAUAUCAGAAAAUAAUGCUGAUUUGAAAAAAAUGGAAUUAACCAAAAGUUAUUUUAACCCAAUGAGUGGUGAAGAAGAUAAUAAAGAAUCAACAAAUCAGGAUUUACAGAUGCUACUAGAAUAUUUCGAUCAAGAACUUCAUCAGAUACAUGACCAAGUGAAACAUCUAUAUGAGUUAAUGCUUAACUUAGAGAACAAAAUGGUAUCUGAUCUUUCUCUUUCUAGAAAUAAUUUGAUACGAAUGGACAUAGUCAUUAGCUUAAUUAAUUCGGGGUUUGGCAUAGGAACUCUCAUAACAGGAGUUUUUGGUAUGAACUUAAAAAUAAAGUUGGAGCAACACGAAUUUGCCUUUGUUUAUGUGACGAGUCUAGUCAUUUUUUUAUGUUUAAUAACUGUGGUAAUGUCUGUUUACUUUUUUAAAUGUAUUCGAAUUUAA